Pecten maximus is the source of this 8773-nucleotide messenger RNA. RefSeq names its product calpain-9-like. The transcript is spliced from 18 exons. Lineage: Eukaryota; Metazoa; Mollusca; Bivalvia; Pectinida; Pectinidae. Gene Ontology annotation, cellular component: cytoplasm. Bases 179 to 2443 code for a protein of 754 amino acids. Gene Ontology annotation, molecular function: calcium ion binding; calcium-dependent cysteine-type endopeptidase activity. The record is from RefSeq and is a predicted model, not a curated record. Gene Ontology annotation, biological process: proteolysis.
UUUGGCAGGUUGGCGAGAGACCCUUUGCAUGUGUCGGAAAACCCCUCUUGUUAUGUGAAAGUGUGUACGCGCGUAUUCCGUGGAGCAGGGACCAUAUAACUUCCGAGGAUGGCUAUGUUGUCCUCGCCGCAUAUGUGCAAUGUAAUGACAGUUGUGUGAGAUCUUUGACUAACUGGACAUGGCCUUUUACAAUCCACACUCUCCGCGCGACCGACCACUUCCACAUAAACAAGUGUCGAGUCCAAUGCAGAAUGUGGAGCACCAGUACGCAUUGCCAAACAGUCACCGCGGAUCUAGUCCACACGGGUCGGGGGGUAUUCGCAACGGUUUCGGCGCUGCCCACCCUCCCAUGCCCCACAUUUCCCGGGGAUUUCGGGAGACUGACACACCCCACAGUCGCCACCACCGGGGCACCAGUGACUUCGACACCCGGCGGUCAGAGUAUUUGAGGAGAGGUGCCCUGUACGAGGAUCCAGACUUUCUUCCCCAGGAUGCUUCCGUGUAUUUCAGCAGGAGUCCUCCCUUCCGGAUAGAGUGGAAGCGUCCAGGGGAAAUAGCAGGGUACCACCACAUGAAGCCAAAUUUCUUCCUGGACAAUGCUUCUAGAUUUGAUGUGCAGCAAGGAGAGCUAGGUGACUGCUGGGUGGUGUCCGCCAUUGCCUGUCUGUCCAGUCCAGAUCAUCGUGAACUUUUUCGGCGGGUGGUCCCAGCUGAUCAGGGAUUCCAUGAGGGCUGGUAUGCAGGCAUAUUCCGCUUUAACUUUUGGCACUUUGGUAAAUGGGUGGAGGUGAUUGUGGAUGACAAGCUACCCACAAGUCGAGGACAACUUCUGUUUGUACACUCCAACAACCGCAAUGAGUUCUGGUCUGCUCUCCUGGAGAAGGCCUACGCUAAAUUAAAUGGGUCCUAUGAGGCUUUGAAGUCGGGCAAUGUAGGGGAUGCGCUGACUGACUUUACCGGGGGAAUCUGUGAGAGCUACAUCUUACGAGGAGCAAAGACCAACGUACCACGCAACAUUGUCAACAUCCUGUUUAAAGCCCUCGACCGCCAGAGUCUGAUUGGAUGUGGGAUCAAUCAAAUAAAGGGUGGGCCUGGAACAGAGAGUAUUCUACCCAAUGGUCUGUGUGCUGGACAUGCUUACAGCAUUACUGAUCUCCGAGAGAUAUUGCUCAUGUCUGAGGAAGGAGAAAUGCCUAUAACACUAGUUAGAGUGCGAAACCCCUGGGGUAGUCGAGUGGAGUGGAACGGACCAUGGGGAGAUAUGUCUAGAGAAUGGAACAGCAUCCCAGAACAGGACCGAGAGAAAAUGGGACUAGUGUUUAGGGAUGAUGGCGAGUUCUGGAUGGAGUUUGAAGACUUUAAACACAACUUUGAUAGCCUUGAUAUCUGUAACCUAACACCAGACUCACCUAUAGAAAUGCCUAAACAGUGGCAUACCGCCGAGUACCAGGAUACGUGGCAGAGAGGCUUCAAUGCUGGAGGGAGACCAUCACAACAAGACACCCACUGGACAAACCCCCAGUACAAGGUGGCCUUGUCUGAUAUUGACGAGGACGGUGACAAUGUUUGCAGCUUUAUUUUACAAAUGAUGCAGAAAGACAGACGCAAAAUGAAACAGAAAGGAAAGAAAAACCUGUAUAUAGGGUUUGUGAUAUAUGAGCUUCGCAAAGAAGAAGAAAUGCCUUUACCUAAGGAGUUUUUUGAGACCAAUCGCCAAGUAGAAUCAAGUGGCCAUUUUAUAGAUAGUCGACAGAUAAUUACACGUAUGACGAUGAAUCCUGGUGAAUAUGUUGUGGUGCCAUGUACAUACGAUCCUAACGAACUUGGUAGUUUUUACCUGAGAUUUUUCUUUGAAAACAAGAAUGCUGUUACCAAUAUGGAUGCCACACCAGAGAGAGUGUCUGUAACUCUACCCCCAACACCUCCUGACAGUGACAAGGAGGAGAAGUUCAAGAGAUUUUUCUACUCUGUCUCAGGGGAGGACAUGGAAAUAGAUCCGUUUGAACUGAGAGGUGUUGUGAAUGAUGCCCUCAGGAAAGAACCCUUACACAGAGACCUGUCAGUGGAUGCCUGUAAAUCGUUUGUUCUGCUUUUGGAUACAGACAACUCCGGCCAGCUAGGCUACCCAGAGUUCCAGUAUCUGUGGAAUCUCCUCAGGAGUUGGAAGAAACUGUUUUACCAAUUUGAUGCAGACCAGUCAGGAAAGCUAAGCUCAUUUGAGUUGAGGCGAGCAAUAGGAGCAGCAGGUUUCAAAAUCAAUAAUUCCACGAUGCAGUCCCUAGUGUAUCGGUAUGCUGAUGAGAGAUGUCUUGUUGGAUUGGACAGCUACCUGAUCUGUUUAGCUAAACUCAUGAAACUGUUCAAUGACUUUAAGAAAUACAGCUCAAACAACCAAAUGUCGUUAUCAAUAAAUCAGUGGUUGGAGCGGUCCCUGUCGGUAUGAUGCUGUGAUGAGAUGACAUCACUUUCUAAGUUAAUGUGAAAAAUUAUCUGUGAUAGUCUGUGUGUCUGAUACACAUGUAUGCUGCUGAAGAUUGUGUUAAAUGACAAAUUUGACUAGUGCCUGAAGGACUGGAUGCAGCAAGGGUACUUACUGCUGACAAUAAGCUGUGAGUAGUAGCUGUAGGUUCAGAAAUGUGCCCGCUGACAAUAAGCUGUGGGUAUACGUAGUACCUGAAGGGUCAGAAAUGUGCCCGCUGACAAUAAGCUGUAAGUAGUGCCUGUUGGAUGAGGAAUGUGCCCGCUGACAAUAAGCUGUGAGUAGUACCUGUUGGAUGAGGAAUGUGCCUGCUGACAAUAAGCUGUAAGUAGUGCCUGUUGGAUGAGGAAUGUGCCUGCUGACAAUAAGCUGUAAGUAGUGCCUGUUGGAUGAGGAAUGAGACUGCUGACAAUAAGCUGUAAGUAGUGCCUGUUGGAUGAGGAAUGUGCCUGCUGACAAUAAGCUGUAAGUAGUGCCUGUUGGAUGAGGAAUGUGACUGCUGACAAUAAACUAUGAGUAGUAUGAUUUGGAUGAGGAAUGUGCCCGCUGACAAUAAGCUGUGAGUAGUGCCUAUUGGAUGAGGAAUGAGACUGCUGACAAUAAGCUGUAAGUAGUGCCUGUUGGAUGAGGAAUGAGACUGCUGACAAUAAGCUGUAAGUAGUGCCUGUUGGAUGAGGAAUGAGACUGCUGACAAUAAGCUGUAAGUAGUGCCUGUUGGAUGAGGAAUGAGACUGCUGACAAUAAGCUGUGAGUAGUAUGAUUUGGAUGAUGAAUGUGCCCGCUGACAAUAAGCUGUGAGUAGUGCCUGUUGGAUGAGGAAUGUGCCUGCUGACAAUAAGUUGUGAGUAGUGCCUGUUGGAUGAGGAAUGUGCCUGCUGACAAUAAGCUGUGAGUAGUGCCUGUUGGAUGAGGAAUGAGACUGCUGACAAUAAGUUGUGAGUAGUACCUGUUGGAUAAAUCUGACUGCUGACAAUAAGUUGUUGGUGGUUUCAGUAAGUUGAGUGUGACUGCUGACAAUUAUUUGAGUAGUACGUGUACCUGUAGCAUGAAUCUGACUGCUGACAAUAAGUUGUUUGUGGUUUCAGUAAGAUGAGGAAUUUGAUUAUACUGACAAUAAGUUGUGAGUAGUACCUGUAGCAUGAUGAAUGUGACUGCUGACAAUAAGUUGUGAGUAGUAUACCUGUAUGAUAAGACUGGACUAUACUUACAAUAAGCUGUGAGUAGUGUUAUAACAGUGCAGAAUGUGACUGCUGACAAUAAGUUGUGAGUAGUACCUGUAUAUAUGAUAAGACUGGACUAUACUUACAAUAAGUUGUGAGUAGUGUUAUAACAGUGCAGAAUGUGACUGCUCACAAUAAGUUGUGAGUAUAAGUAGUACCUGUAUAUAUAUGAUAAGACUGGACUAUACUUACAAGAAGCUGUGAGUAGUGUUAUAACAGUGCAGAAUGUGACUGCUCACAAUAAGUUGUGAGUAUAAGUAGUACCUAUAUAUAUAUGAUAAGACUGGACUAUACUUACAAGAAGCUGCUAUUCAUUUUGUAGUAGUGGAUAUAAUACAAAGAGGAUGAAGCUAAACGAAAAGUCAGGAGUGGAUCAAUAACAUCAUCUGGUAUUAUUUGUCUUGACAGACAUUAACUACCUUAGAAAUAUUAUCUUUAAAGAUGAAGGGUAUUAAAAUUUGAUGUAUAGAAUGAUGUCUCGUUAUGUUUUACAUAGACCAUAUACUUUUGUUUUGAAGUAGAAAUAUGUUGAUUGGGCGAUACUCCAGAGUUUAGAUAUCUUAAAUAGAAUUGCUGUGGUGUGUUUAUUACCUUACAAAGGAAAACCACAUUAUCAUUGCAAACUAUCCAGUAAUGUUAAUUGUCAAAAAUCAAUCAUUUGGAGCCUGGCAUGGUAUUUUAGUACGAGGUUAUUUGUAUUGUUAAAGAGAAGUUGUGUACAUCUAAAUGCUAAUAGCCUAAGUACGAAGUGACCUUGUUAUUUUGGAUGACAGUAAUACACCUUAACUGUAGAUAUCUAUCAGUGUCAAACAAAUGGCCAACAUUACUGGUCUACCAUAUGCAUGUUUAGUGUGGUCAGACACAUUUACGUGUAGUUGAUGUUUUUAUGUUCAGUGGCAUUAAAUGAAAUGUAAUACAAUGUAUUUAAUGGCAACCACUGAAAUAUUUACGAAAGGAAAGGUAUACAUAGACUCCAUUGGCAAAAUUUCAGGUUUAAGUGUAUAUUGAUGUCUAUUGGCGAUAGUCCACAUUUACAUGUAGAUAUCCAUUCGCGAAAGUUCAUGUUUACAUGCAUUUAUGUAGAUAUUCAUUGGCAAAUGUCCACAGUUUACAUGAAUGAAAAUAUCUAUGGCGAAAAGUCCACGUUUACGUGUAUGUAGAUGUCCAUUGGUGACUGACCACAUUUACAUGUAUGUCGAUAUCCAUUGGCGAUAGUCCAUGUUUACAGGUAUGUAGAUAUCCAUUGGCGGUAGUCCACAUUUAUAUAUAGAUAUCCAUUGGUGAUAGUCCAUGUUUACAUGUAUGUAGAUAUCCAUUGGCGAUAGUCCACAUUUACAUGUAUAUGUAGAUAUCCAUUGGCGAUAGUCCACAUUUACGUGUAUGUAGAUAUCCAUUGGUGACUGACCACAUUUACAUGUAUAUCGAUAUCCAUUGGCGAUAGUACAUGUUUACAUGUAUGUAGAUGUCCAUUCAUUAAAGUCCACAUUUACAUGUAUGUAGAUAUCCAUUGGCGGUAGUCCACAUUUACAUGUAUGUAGAUAUCCAUUGGCUAUAGUCCCUGUUUACAUAUAUGUAGAUAUAUAUUGGCGGUAGUCCACAUUUACAUAUAUGUAGAUAUCCAUUGGCGAUAGUCCACAUUUACAUGUAUAUGUAGAUAUCCAUUGGCGAUAGUCCAAGUUUACAUGUAUGUCGAUAUCCAUUGGCUAUAGUCCCUGUUUACAUAUAUUUAGAUAUCUAUUGGCGGUAGUCCACAUUUACAGGUAUGUAGAUAUCCAUUGGCGAUAGUUCAAGUUUACAUGUAUGUAUAGAUAUCCAUUGGCUAUAUAUAGUCCCUGUUAACAUGUAGAUAUCCAUUGGCGGUAGUCCACAUUUACAUGUAUGUAGAUAUCCAUUGGCGAUAGUCCAUGUUAACAUGUAGAUAUCCAUUGGUGAUAGUCCAUGUUUACAUGUAUGUAGAUAUCCAUUGGCGAUAGUCCAUGUUUACAUGUAUGUAGAUAUCCAUUGGUGAUAGUCCAUGUUUACAUGUAUGUAGAUAUCCAUUGGCGAUAGUCCAUGUUUACAUGUAUGUAGAUAUCCAUUGGCGGUAGUCCACAUGUACAUGUAUGUAGAUGUCCAUUGGCGAAAGUCGACAUUUACAUAUAUUUAGAUGUCUAUUGAGGUUAAUCCACGUUUAAAAAUAUCUAGAUGUCCAUUGGUGAUUGUCCGCAUUUACAUGUAAAUGAUAAAUAGAUGUUCAUGGGGGGUUACAUGCAUGUAUCUGUCAAUAUAUAUAUAUAUAUAUCAUACAGUAGAUUGGAAGGUAACCAUUUCUUUUUUUAAUCUCCCCAUGGAAUGCCUAAUAUAAUCGGGAAAGCCUAAUUAUUAGGCAUUCCACGAGGAAAUUAGUACUUUUCUGGGUACCAGUGAUGUAUCUGUCAAUAUAUAUAUAUAUAUCAUACAGUAGAUUGGAAGGUAACCAUUUCUUUUUUGACUUGUUUGUUUCAAUGAUAUUUCAUUUGUUUGAUUGCCGCCAUUCCAGAGUUUGUUUCAAUGAUAUUUCAUUUGUUUGAUUGCCACCAUUCCAGAGAUUUUAACAAGCUUCACAUUUUUACAUCUCUGUAUAUUUAUUAAUAGGAAGUUAUGAUCUAACAACAAGGGCCAUAUUGUCUGAAAUUUGUCAUACUGUUUUAUCAUACAUGUACACUGUCAUAUCAGGAAGGCAUAUAAAGUGUUUGUGGCUGUCUGUUUGCAUUCCUCACAGUUCAUGUGGUAAAGAUUUACUGUUUACAGUUAGCCAUACAAUGCUACACAGAAACUUCACAAUGCUGAUGAAUUGUUUUCUUGACAUUUUUGUUGGAAAAUGUUUUGCUCUUAUUGUUUUUAAUGUGUUUUUUAUGUGUUUUUAAUUGUGUUUCAUUGUUUUUGAUGAAAUCUUUUGAAAAGAAUUUUACUCAACCAUUGCAAAUUUUUCCAUUACCUGGUAGUAUUAAAACAGAAAAUUACCAGUAUGUAUGUAUAUGUGGACAAUACAUGUCUGAAUAAAUGUUGAUGCAGUAAAAUAAAGUAAUCAUUUUGUCUUUUACUCAAUAGUUUCUUUGUUAAACCUCUUAAAUAAGUUUUAAUUUAACAAUUUUAGUAUUUAUCAAUUUAACUUUAAGAUGUAUGUUGCUGCCCGUGACUAUCUAACAAUACUGUCACCCUAGAGGUUCCAUUUAAUCACUCUAUGUACAGGUUUAACUUUAUCAGUGUAAUAUAAUUCUGUAGAUGUAUGAUCAAUUAUCCAGGAAGUAAGAUUUUAUACUGAAAUCUGGAAUAGAUAAGACCACCUGUGGAAUAUCAGAUGUUAGAACCUGAAGUGGUUUUCACCUAAUCAAACUUACAUUAUCAUAAAAUGUAACUGCAGAUGAAGUUACAGUAAGUAUUUAUGUUUUAUCCUUUUUACAAUUAUUGUACAAUUAUGUAUUAAAUGUAUUAAAAGUUUAACAAACAGCUAAUGGCUUUUUUGGGUAACUCCUUAAUUUUAAGGUAAUACAUACUUGAAUAAACACUUUUAUUAUAUUAUAAAAUUUUCAUAUUUAAUAUUCUUAAUGGAAAGAUUCUUAAUGGAAAAAUAUUUAAUGAAAGUUGUUUUCUUUUUUAAACCUAUAUUUUGCAGGGCAGGUGUCACAUCUAUAGAACUUAGUGAUAAGUCACAUCAAUGUCAGUGUCUCAAUUUUACACAAUGUUUUCGAUGUUUUCCAUUAAAACCAGUAGCACCAUCUAGUCAUGUUUAGCUUCCUAGUUUAUCACUGUCUGCAAGAUAGUCCACAGUAUUUGAUACAUCAUUCAGCUGUUUUAUACAAUUAUUUGUUCAUCGAUUGAUAAAGAACAGAUUAUUUAUUAUAGCAAAUCAGUGUAUUGAUCGAAUCAGUUUAUUCUGUAAUAAACAUGUAUAAUCAAACCACUUUCAAUAAUCAAAACUUUGCUUAAGCUUUUUUUAGGCUGGUCAGAUUUUACCUGCUGGUCACUGAAGAAAACUUUCGAUUGAGUGACUUGUUCAUUGGAAAAUAUGGUAAUGAAACAACAGCUGUCUUUGUUUUUCUGUUGUUGUUUUUUUCAAAUGUGCCGCAUAAUAUUUUCAACAUGAAGUACUUGUAGUUUACCUGUAAAGUUCACCAGUAUUUAUUGACAACAAUAUGAGAACAUCACAAAAUUGAAACAAAAGUUUAUCAUAAUCAAGCUCACAGACAUUAACAUAAAUCACAGACUUUUGACAUAAAUCACAGACUUUAACAUAAAUCACAGAUUUUAACAUAGGUUGAGAAUCAUCAGUUGUAUCCAUUCUGUCAAGGAGAAAUGCGCGUGCACCAAAGAUAAUACCCAAAAACUUGUACUCUACCUCAUCAGAUGUAGUGACAUCAUCACUUUGUUGGUCAUUAAAGGUAAAACUACUCCACAUUCCUAGUUCUGGUACGCGUGUUAUCCAUUGUUCUCCAGGUUCAGCCCCAACAUUAUAAACAAUUUUUGAAAUACAUUAUUUAGAUAUGGUAUGAAUCAAUUAAAACCAAUACAUUUUGUACAAUGUUGUAUGCUUUUUUCAUAUUUUUUUUUUAAUCAAAAGUUUUAUAAUGUUUGUGUACUUCCAUUGUGAUAAUGACUAAAAUGUUGUAUGAAUGGCGAGUGUAUUUAUAAUGUGUCUUUUGUUUAAGAUGUCAUUUUUUAUCAGAAAUUGUGUUUUACUCCAUUCCAGUAACAUUCCUUAUGUAUUUAUUCAUGUGGGUCGGUGUAGGCAGCAAACUGUGAGACCUGAAUACGAGUAGUGUUCUAACUUUAAAGUUUAAUUUUAAUUUUUAAUCCAUGCUUAUUGUUUGUCCAUCCUUCGUUGAUUAUGAUACUUAUUACUUAUAUAUAUACAAAUGUAGAAAAUACAUUGGUAUAUCCAAACAGUAUAUUGAUUUUUGUAUUGAUAUCCUUAUGACUGUGAACCAAUGUUUGUGUGAUUUUUUAUUUGUUUGUGAUGGGGUGGGAAAGACAUUGUAUGGAUUAAACAUUCAGACAAGUCCUGUGUCUAAUGGGAAGAAUGAUAUGAAAAGUAAUAAAAAGUUACUAAUGUUGA